UUUUUUUGUCUAACGUAUUGCGCCCGCUCUAUGGCCUAUAUAUACCCUUCCGGAGACGCUUGAAGUGUUAAAAGGCUGACCCUUGCAGGUGUUAAGGCCAUACUUCACCUAACUUUCGUGGCGCGAUAGGAAUAUGUCAUCCUCGUUUUUUUUUUAUUAUUAUUCGUAUCUAUUUCUUUCAAAGCGUUACAGAAAAUCAGAAUAAAAUGUAAACCAAAAACCGACGCGUCAGCGCUGUCGUCAUCUUUAUCAUCUGGUGGUCUCCGCGCGCAAAGGAAGAAAAAUAGCUCGAGCCGAGCUGGAACGGUCACUGUUCGCGUAAAUCUGCUGCCGUUGCCGGCCUCAAACUUGCCUAGUCCUGAUCGCGGCCCAGCUGACACCAUAACUAGAGCGACGUUUUUCUCAGCGGGAGCUGCUCCAUCACCUAAGCAUCCCGACCGCUGCUGAGAGACCGCGAUGCAGACCCAGUUCAUCUCGUCCAGCAAGGGUCGCGCGGAGCGAGUCCAAGCGGCUAAGGCCACCUUCACGUACAGGUGGUGGCACGGCGUGACCGCCACCAACAUGAUCGUGUUCACGGCCUACUUCUUCUUCGUCAUCUUUGUCGAGGUACACAAGGAGCCAGAAGCGCAUCUCGACAUCGGCACCGUCUACGGACGUACAUUCAAGAACCUCGAGGUGUCGGCGUUCUACGGCGUUCCGUACGCCAAGCCCCCCGUAGGCUACCUCCGAUUCCGGCGGCCAGAGCCCAUGCCCGCGGGCUCGCUGUCGUUUGACGCUCGCAACCCGCGCUACCCGUGCGUGCAGCACAACCUGUACUACGGCAACACCACCCUGGUCGAUGCGUCCAACACGUCCGAGGACUGCCUGCACCUGGACAUCUACACGCCCACGGCGAGCUCUGCCUACGAGCAGCUCAGGGGCAUCGGAGGCCUCGGGGGCGCGGGACACAGCGCCGUCCUGGUGGCGCUCAUCGACGUGCGCUUCGCCAACGGCGGCAACUCGUACUUCUUCGCCGACCCGCGCCACUUCGUCAACCAGACCGGCGUGGUGGUCGUGGUGCCCAACUACCGGCUGGGCGCGCUAGGGUUCAUGAACAGCGGGAAGCAGCGGACGGGAGGCAACAUGGGACUCCUGGACCAGGCCAUAAUGCUUCGCUGGGUGCGAGACAACAUCUUCAGCUUCGGCGGCAAUCCGCACAACAUCGUCCUCAUGGGCGUCGGGGGAGGCGCGGUGGCCGCCGGCUACCAUCUGCUGUCGCCCAUGACGCGAGGUUUCACCAGACGCGCCAUACUGCACAGGUAUAGGAUGCACGCGCGAAAUUCUUGUCUGCUUGUACUAUAUAUAUCAGCAGCAGCAGCAAGCAGCAGCCUAUAUUUAUGUCCUCUGCAGGACGAAAGCCUCUCCCUGCGAUCUCCAAUUACCCUUGUCUUGGACCCGAUCGAGGAGGUGGCGCAGCGAGCCCAGUGCGUCAAGACCGCGGAGGAUUCAAGGGUGGACCUGGCCUCCGCGGUCGCUUGCGUGCACGUAACACCCACAGAGCGUCUGCGCCCAGCGCUCACCGAGGGACACUACCCGAUAACGCACGAUUCGUUCAUGCCACUGCCGUACGAGAUUAUGCUGUCGCAGUCGACGGGACACAGCGCGCAGACGCAUAUAUGCGUGCUUGCAUCGCAGGUGCUUGUGGGCAACGUGAUGAACGAAGGCGGAAUGCUGGUGGCGCACGAGUUCCGCAACCUGACCUACAAGGAAAUGCACAGCACCCUCAAGGAAGAGAUCACCGAAAGGCUGCUCAAGUACCUAGAGCCCUAUCAUAUCCCGUACCUGGAGAAGAUCAUCAAGUGCUACAUCGCCAACCCAGAGAAAUCGCAGUCGUCAAACUUUAUCGACGUGGCCUCAGCAUUGCUGGGUGACCUGUUGUAUACGUGUCCGAUGAAGCGGUUCGCCAAACUCUUCUCGGAUGCCGGUAAUCGGGUCAACUACUUCGUGUACGAUUACCAGCCGGAGGCAAUGAAGCUGCUGAAGCCACUCCACAAGGACGCCACCCAGCUGGACGACGUGCUCGCCGUGUUUGGAGCGCAGCUGUUCCCAUCCGAGAUGCUCUUCUCUCACACUAUCAUGAAGCAAUGGGGCGACUUCGCGAAGUCUGGGGAUCUGCCAUCACUGAAGGGCGGCCGUCCGUGGCCACCAUUCACGCGAGACAACCCUCGCUAUGUGUUCCUCCGCUUCCUGACCAACGAUCUCGACACAGAAGAGAAGGACAACCACAGGGACCAUUCGUGCAAGUACUGGGAUGACUACCUCAGCAUGCAGGCCACUCCCCAACAGCCCAAUGAGUUCCCAUACACAUGCGAGGAGAUCAGCCCAUACUAGCCACGCUAGAGUCACAUGUCCGUAUAUUGUACAAUAUGCGCUGCCCAAUAUAAAAUGCGAAAUAUAUGUGAAAUCUAGCUUUCACUUCACAUACCCUGAAUUUCUCAUUGUCACCAUGACACCUUUUGAAUGUGUGAUGAGACAAAGCUAUCCUCCAGCCUUGGUCUUGGCUACACUGCCAGUGCUUUCAGGCUAACACAGUUUACAUAUUCAUCUAUCUAACUGAUCCUUUGGCUACAGUCAAAGUUAGAACUGUGCACCUAUGCCUCAGUAACACUCAGUAGGUCCAGCCUAACAAAGGUUAGGUUGGGAAGCCUAAGUGCAGUUAUUUUUGUAAGUGCACAAGUGUAUGUGAGGGCACAUUAAAGACAGUGAAUGCUUUUCUCUACAUUAAAGUUCAUUGCAGUUGUGUUACAUUUCCAUUUGGUUCUUCGCAUGCAGGUCUGUGCCCUGAGUGUCAUUUUGUGGAUUUAUUUUAGCCAAUACCGGUUUGCUUUUUUCAGGCUGCGACAUAAACAAUCACUGUGUCUGAGCACUAAAAAGCAAAUAUAUACAGGAACCGUAACUAUCCCCACAAAAUUUACUUGCCAAGUUGCUCAUACGAAAGCAACAACAAAUAUUUAAAUAGAAAUUUUUAAAACUGAAUCGCCCUAUUUUCAAAUAUUGUCCAUGGUAAUAAAGCCCAAGAUUUCCUUGAUGCUUUCAUUAGACUAA
Molecule: messenger RNA, 3084 nt
Organism: Dermacentor silvarum
Lineage: Eukaryota; Metazoa; Arthropoda; Arachnida; Ixodida; Ixodidae
Product: acetylcholinesterase
Exons: 9
Coding region: 457-2370 (637 amino acids)
Biological process (GO): choline metabolic process; acetylcholine catabolic process
Cellular component (GO): plasma membrane
Molecular function (GO): acetylcholinesterase activity
Source: RefSeq, a predicted model, not a curated record